This is a messenger RNA of Stereum hirsutum FP-91666 SS1, 2668 nucleotides long. Its product is annotated as kinase-like protein. The record is from RefSeq and is a predicted model, not a curated record. Gene Ontology annotation, molecular function: protein serine/threonine kinase activity; ATP binding. NCBI's taxonomy places the organism in Eukaryota, Fungi, Basidiomycota, Agaricomycetes, Russulales, Stereaceae. The coding region runs from base 583 to 2397 and encodes 604 amino acids. The transcript has 3 exons. Gene Ontology annotation, biological process: protein phosphorylation; intracellular signal transduction.
ACAAGAAUGUAUUCCGAUCUUAGGCUUCUUGCUCUCGAUGGUCACAAAAUAUAUGUUCGUCUAUCUAAGUAUACUCUCUUGAAGCUUGUUUGAAGCCCACGUUCGUCCGAGGACCGAUAUCUGGUCUUUGAACGCCCAACGAACGACACAAUACCGUGAUUCGAAGUCCUUCCGAACCUCGAUGUGCUGUGUAUCUCUUGCCACGCCUCGUCCGCAUUGCAACAACCGCCCCUUGGAGAGACACUUACUCAAAUAACAAUAAUUUAUUCCCGCGGUUUGUUCUUUGUACCUCAGCAGGACUCCACCAUAGUCCAAAAGAGGUGCGAACCUCGCCUGAACCGUGUCUCACCUUGCUUCCGCUGCGCGCUGAUUGGCGAUUGAAUUUGCCUGGAAGAGAAGCGGCAUGCUUUUCUUCGACGCGGCCUUGCUGCCUCCGCGCUGAACGCGACACAUCCGUCGACGCGUAUAUAAGGCCAUCAGGUCUCGUCUCGGACCCUAAUAUCUGCACUCAUACAACAUCUUUCAUUCUAUAGCGUCUUUUGCACACCACAGCAAUUACCCCUUUUAUAUAAUUCAAUAAUCAUGGCACCCAUCCCCGCGCGUAACUACCUCCCCGACUUUACAGGAACCACCAUCGCUGGAUCCGUACAACUCACCAGACCACUAGGAUACGGGACCACCGCCGUCGUCUAUCACGGUAUCGACACGUCCACCGGCUCCGAAUAUGCUGUGAAAUGUAUGCUCAAAGGCAAGCCUGGGACUGUGAGGGGAUAUGCGCAGAGGAUGGAGGUUUUGCAUCAUGGAAUUGUUUCGACGUCGUCUGGCACGGCCUCAGGAGGAAAUGACGGCCAGCCGCACGGAGAAGAAAGUCCAGACAUCGUCCAACUUCACUCCACACACGAUCUCCGCACCCUCUCCGGAUCUUACACUUUCAUCCUCCUAAAUUAUUGCGGCCCAUAUGACCUCCUCACCCUCUCCGGGUCCAAACAUCGCCUCUUCUUCCGCAAUGACGCGCUCCUCAAGUCCGUAUUCAUCAGGAUCGUGAAAGCGGUGGAACAUUGUCAUGAGAGGGGCGUGUAUCAUAGGGAUAUUAAGCCGCAGAAUAUUUUGGUUGAGUGGUUAGGUGGCGAGGGUGGCGAAGGAGAGGAGGGUAAGGAGGGUAAGGGGGAUGGGAGUGUAGGAAGGGUCUGGUUGGCGGAUUUCGGGAUGGCGACACGGAAAGAGUGGAGUACGAAUUUCAGAGUGGGAACAUUACCGUACAUCUCGCCAGAAUGUCUCGCCUCCUCAGGAGAUCCCAAACCUUAUUCCACUCCCCAAUCCGACGUGUGGUCCUUAGGAAUCCUCUUAGUAAAUCUAAUCAGUCUUCGCCGCCCCUGGCGUAUCGCCGUCGCCGAUCCUUCCGCCACCUCGACUUCUUCUCCCCCUCCCGCUCACUCAAUGUCACCGCCACCACAACCCGCUCCUUCAUCUUCUUCCACGACCUCACCACCCUCCUCCCCAUCCCCACCCUCAAAACGACCACAAUCCACCAACCCUCAUCCCCACCCCCAACUCCCCAAAAUCGAACCAGACCCCUGCUACACCUCCUUCCUAACCAACCCCCACUUCCUCACACAAACACUCCCCAUCUCCCACUCUGCCAAUCUCCUCCUCCGGCGCAUUCUCAACCCGAUCCCUGAAGAGAGGCCGAGCUUGAGGGAGAUAAUCGAUACGGUGGAGGGAAUGGGAGAGGGAGGGAGGGAGGGUUUCUGGAUGAGCGAUGAGGAGAUCUGGGGGUCCGAGGGCGAGGAUGAGGAUAGGGAAGAUGUGAGGAGAGCGAUGAGCGUGUUUGGUUACCGUGUGGAUGGACGGGGGAUCAACGCGGACGAUAAUGAGGAUGAGAACGAAAAGGAAACCGGAGAGGUAGAGGCGGGCGAAAAGGAUUGCGGUGCGAAGGUGGAAGUGGUGAGUGUGGCGUCACGAGAGGAGGUAUCGGAGCCGAAGAAGACGGUCGGAGACGCAGAGGUGGAGGUAGAGGCGGAGGCACCCGCUUGUAAAGGAGCGUCGGUGGGAGAACCCUCGAGCUCAGAUUCAGUGUCCUCCUCGUCCUCGGGAACAGUCCAUUCGGCAGCGUCAUCCCCGGCCGCGUCACAAGGUACAUGUGUCGGGUCUGUGAGCGCGGAUGAGGGUGAUGAUAUCGGAAAGGGUCUGGAGAAGGAGAGGGGGGAGAAGCUCGUCGAAGCUGUGGAGGUGAAGGCGGAGGAGGUGGAGGGGGCGCUCCCUGUCCUGGUAAACGCAAUGCGGGCUGUGGCGGUGGCCCAGGUAGCGCCUGCCGACGGGCUCGAACCAAGUCCCCUCGACGUCGACGUUGCGGAAACUGCUCUCCCUAUCCCUGUUCCUAUUUUGUGUCCUUCCUGAGCCCCACCAUGGCCGCCAUCCUCCUGAUCAAUGUUUCUCUUGUUUAAGUUAUUCCCGUUCUUCUCCACGCAAUAUUUUUACUGUAUAGGCAAACCCAUCCAUCAACCACAUCUGUAUCAUCCUGAACGAAUUUAACGCUCUCGCACGCAUAUUUACGUAGACAUCACUAGCUCGCCCACUCAUUCACUCACUCACGUCGUACAAUGCAUACCCACACACUCAUCACGUUUAUGUAUCAUCACACUUGACUUAUUUGACCCUGCUCCAUUAC